CACCUCUCAGGCUCACAGCGGAAGCUCAGUAUCUCGAAGAAGCUACGGCAAUGGCAGAAACCCCAGAAAUUCCACGUGCUGAAACGGGUAACGCCGGCGUUCCUGAAAAUGAACCCCAAUUAUACGAAUCUUCAAGAAGAGAUCCAGUUGCGGAAUUCGAUCCGAACAAGAUGCGAAGAACGAAACCAGGAAUCAAGCGUCUGAUUUUGAUCCUAUCAGUCCUCUUCUCCUUCUUCUUAGGGUUGCCAUUUUUGCUGAAAUCUGUCGAGAUAUAUCGAGCACCUCUCCCCUUUCGUGCCAUUGAUUCCUUAUUAAACAGAAUUGAGUCGAACCCAGUAGUUCUUCCUUGCCGCUUCCAGGCAGUGUUCGUAAGUUCUGACGGCGAGAAAAUUAGUGACUCUCGAGCAGAAAAACUUGAAAUUCUGAUUUUAGAACGAAUAACGAAGUUGACGGGUAGUGAUCCAGUUUGUGGCAGUUGUGGAAAUAAUUAUACUGUUUCAGUAACUAUGGAGUCGGGUAAAGAUUGCAUUCGUAAUCGAAAUGCUGGAAAUGGGUGUUUAUGGCCUUGUGGGGAGAUUGAUUUUUCUGCUUUUGGCGCUAAUUUAAAGGACGAUGAUGUUGUUGAUGAACUUCUGGAUUCCGCUUUGCGGGGUAACAUGGACUGUGCGGAUACUGGUGGAAAGGUUUAUACUGUUGUGAUGAUAAAUAGAGAUGAAGAGGCUAGAGUUGUGGUGGGGAAACAUCGACAUGCUUGGGUACUAGGUAAAGUCGAGGAGAUUGAAGCAGUGUCAAUGAUCACGGAUAUUUUCGUCAAGUUCUUUAUUAAUGGUGGGAAGAAAGAUGGGUCCAUUCAACCAGAAUUCAUGCCGGUUGGUGCUGAUGGAAGGGUUGUUCUGUCCUUUAGCCUUUUGAAUGCUGAUCCACAUGAUUGGAUUUAUGACUGGGAUUUUCAAAGUAUAGAUGAGAUUAUGUUGGCACCUGUGGUGGAGGCGUUGGCUCCUAUUGCAAAAAUAAGUGUGGAAAGUCAGGUUUUAUAUCACACUCCAAAGUCCUCAUUUGCUCAGUGGGAUGAGAAGUUGGCCAGCUACAUCUGUACAACCAAAGACCUCCCCUUCUUUGUAAAUUCAAAUGAAUGGCACUUGGAUACUUCAAUAGCUGCUGGUGGGCGGUCAAAAGUUCUGCAAUUUGUGGUAUACAUACCAUCUGCAAAGGAGUGCCCUCUUCUGUUACGCCUUCCAAAUGGAGAGAUGUCAAUGACCAAUGGAUUUAUAUCUCCAAUGUGGGGAGGUGUUAUCAUCUGGAACUCCCCGAGCUGUUUAAGGGAUUCAAAAAGUAAACCUCCUACUGUGCAUACAUUGUCUUCACAGGAUCUUCAUGCAGUAUCCGAGAUUUUUAUGGGACAGAUUCGUCAACUUUUUGGUCUUAACUCAGGUAGUGUUCAGUUUGCUGGUUCAGGCAUCACCAAUGUUUUGGCCAGUCAAAGAGGCUUCACAGAAUGGGAAUUGGAUGCGUUGUCGCGGCGCCACACAUGUUUUAAUCUUCUCUCAUGUGCCACAACCCUUGGAUCUCUAUCCAGAUUGGUUCAAUCGCUUCCGAGGAUGAUUAUAAUGGAUGAAAUUGGCAAACAGGUCAAGUAUUCACUUGAGGCAGCAGGUUUGGCUCAAAGCAAUUCCUCUCUUGGAAUCUAUGAUGCUUCAGCUGUGUCCUCGAGGCAAGCAAGGACUCUGGCAGAGGAUGCAUUCUUCCACCCAUCUAUCAUGUCUAUCAGCUACUACUCUUUUGAGCAUUUCUUUGCUAUCUACACGCCUUUCUUUCUGCCAGUUUCGUUGCAUGUGGUUCUUGCUGCUAUCAAAGAAUGGAAAAGAUUCAAGCAAGAGCGAGCGAAGUACUUGGAAUGGAAAGCAAAUGCAGGAGAGUCCUAAGUUGGUGUGCAGCAAGUCUCCAUUGAUGACUUUAAAAGAACGCAAAGGAUCGACUGAGAUGAGGGGUUCGAUUCCUCAAAAGUAUUGUAGCAACUACAGAAGCAGAAAGCUGUUACAUGGUUGCAAAGGACCUUGGGUUUCCCUGGUUAUGGUGAAUGGAGAAAGUUGUGUUUGGUUCCAUGACUUGUUUGCUGAGUGGUUCUUGAAUUGUAAAGCACGAGCUAAUGUUGUAUUUAAAUUUUUCUUUUUUGUGAGUGAA
Molecule: messenger RNA, 2181 nt
Organism: Telopea speciosissima
Lineage: Eukaryota; Viridiplantae; Streptophyta; Magnoliopsida; Proteales; Proteaceae
Product: GPI transamidase component PIG-S
Exons: 13
Coding region: 51-1922 (623 amino acids)
Biological process (GO): attachment of GPI anchor to protein
Cellular component (GO): GPI-anchor transamidase complex
Source: RefSeq, a predicted model, not a curated record